Pecten maximus is the source of this 741-nucleotide messenger RNA. Its product is annotated as G-protein coupled receptor 143-like. Gene Ontology annotation, molecular function: L-DOPA binding; dopamine binding; L-DOPA receptor activity. Gene Ontology annotation, biological process: G protein-coupled receptor signaling pathway; melanosome organization; regulation of calcium-mediated signaling. Gene Ontology annotation, cellular component: plasma membrane; melanosome membrane. The record is from RefSeq and is a predicted model, not a curated record. NCBI's taxonomy places the organism in Eukaryota, Metazoa, Mollusca, Bivalvia, Pectinida, Pectinidae.
GAUCACAGGAAAUAGAAACGAAACUAGUGACAGAACGUGAGCUCUAGAAAGUAUAACGUUUGGCGGACAAAUUCAGUGUUAAGGAAUAACUACGAAAGGAAUGAUAUGUUCGACGUUGAAGGUUGUUUCUGGAGCCUAAAGAGUUCAGUGAUCACCACCAAUUAGCUUCAUGGCAGAUACACAAGUCUGGACGACAUCAAGCAAUCUAUAGGACCAACAUGGUCGAAAAAUGAGAACAGAAAUAUAAUUGUGCUAAAUCUUUUGAUGUAAAGAAUAAUUUGAAUCUCAAGUGGUAAGAUCGAAGACGACAUUGUAUUCCAUGUUAAUUGAAGAAUAAAAACAAUCAGCCAGGGAAAAAAAUCCAAGAUGUCAUCUCCAGAUUUUUUGGCUGUUUGUUGUGUGAAAAAUGUUUCUGAUGUGGAUGUGCAGAGAAUGGAAGAUGAGAUGCUGGUUGGACAGAUCAUGCUGAUUAUAACCAUGGUGAUCUGUAUUGUUAGUAUACUGGGCGUGUGUUAUUUGGUUUUACCAAGGGGGCAGCCUGGUUCAUCAUUAUUCCGGAACACCUCCAACAGGAUAUUAGCUGGACCGAAUCUCAACAUCAUCAUCAGAUAUAUAGUAACAUGCAACCUCCUGGCUACUCUUGGGUUGUUGGUGCGGAGUGUAGUUUGGCUGGCAAAACAAUACCCAUCACCCCAUUCUGUCAGUCUGGAUGGUAGACACAUCUUUUGUAUCGUGACAACA